CAGUGAAAGCGUCUCAUCCUCCAUCCUUAUAUAGCACCAUUUCCGUAACGUGUUUACCCAGGACCCUUGUAUCCUAACUACCCAAUUAGCAACAACCAACAUUAGAAAAUCACGAUGGUUGUUCUCGCAAUCUCUGUCUGCACCAAGAGCGGCAAAGCUCUCAUCUCGCGUCAAUUCCGUGAGAUGACAAGAGCCAGGAUUGAGGGCCUGAUUGCUUCCUUCCCAAAAUUGACUAGCAGUGGACAACAACAUACUACCAUUGAGACAGAGCAUGUGCGAUAUGUUUACCAGCCAUUGGAGGACUUGUUUCAAUCCAACAUUCUUCAAGAUAUUGACACGUUGCAAUUGGUCUCCCGAGUUGUGUCCUCGAUCUGUAGACCUACUGAUGCUCGUGAGAUUGACAGAAACGCGUUCGAACUGCUCAGCUCGGAGAACGUCAAUCUGGCACAGGUCGCCAGCAUUUCCGAGAUGGAAAGUCAUGAAGAAAAGAUUCAGGAGAUGAUCGAGAAGAACAAGGAACGCGAGGCCAAGGAAGAGCUCAAGCGAAGGGCAAAGAUCCUGGAUCUUGCAGAGGAAGGAGCAGCGAAAGAACAUGGGCGGCAUGGGCGGCAUGGCAUGGGAGGCGGUUAUGGCCAAGGAAUGGGUGGUGGAUAUGGCCAGAGUCCUAUGGGCUUUGGCAGUCAAUCCGGUAAUCAGGGUUACGAAUCUCCUGUUCCUUCGGAUGAUGGCCUCUCUAGAUUCAACAACCCUGCCCCCAAGGCGGCACCAGCAACAAAAGCAAGAGGAAUGCAGCUCGGUCGCAAACAAAACAACACAGAUUUGUUUGAAUCAUUGCGUUCAGAAGUGGAAUCAGUACCUGUUAGUCAACAACAACAGCCGCAACAUGUCCCAGCUCAGUCCAAUUAUUCUGCACCCACUCAACCUGACUUUCCUAUGGAGAGCGUACAUGUUCAUAUCGAAGAGAAGAUCACAAUGGUUGCUAAUAGAGAUGGUGGUCUGGAGAACAUGGAAGUGAAAGGUGAUCUGAUGCUCCGUGUCUCAGACCCCUCUUUCACAAAGAUCAGUCUCUCUCUCAGUCAUUUGGAUGAUUCGAGCAUCCAGUUCAAGUUGGAAAAUGAGGCUAUGGAAUUCAAGAACGUCAACAUCAUCAUUCCUAUCCCACAAGGAACAAGCCCCACAGUCGAUCGUCAACAAAGCGCGUUGAUCUGGCAAUUGCCCUCUAUCAGCUCUUCGAAUCCAUCAGGCACAUUGGAGUUCAACUGUCAGGGCGAGGACGCAGAAAGCUUCUUCCCAGUUUCUGUUCAAUUUGAGAGCAGCGUCACUGCUGUCACGCUGGUCGCCGACGGCUCGGAAGUGGUUUUCUCCAAGCAGAGCAUUUUGACACCAAUUGAGUACAGUGUCGUCUAGAUUCUUUAGUUUCCAACUACAACAACAAUAACGACAACAAAAAAAAAGGAAAGAAAAGAAAAAAGAGUGGAUUAAUAUAUUGAAGACCAAUGGGGCUCUUGUGUGCGACAUGGCGCAUCCAUGAAGAAAGUAGUAAAUCAGAGCCAUUCAGGAAAAAAAACAUAAAGC
Lobosporangium transversale is the source of this 1575-nucleotide messenger RNA. RefSeq lists its product as hypothetical. The transcript is spliced from 13 exons. Gene Ontology annotation, biological process: endoplasmic reticulum to Golgi vesicle-mediated transport; retrograde vesicle-mediated transport, Golgi to endoplasmic reticulum; Golgi localization. Lineage: Eukaryota; Fungi; Mortierellomycota; Mortierellomycetes; Mortierellales; Mortierellaceae. Gene Ontology annotation, cellular component: cytosol; COPI vesicle coat. The record is from RefSeq and is a predicted model, not a curated record. The coding region runs from base 115 to 1407 and encodes 430 amino acids.